Molecule: messenger RNA, 1248 nt
Organism: Perkinsus marinus ATCC 50983
Lineage: Eukaryota; Perkinsozoa; Perkinsida; Perkinsidae
Product: WD-repeat protein, putative
Exons: 16
Coding region: 1-1248 (415 amino acids)
Molecular function (GO): protein binding
Source: RefSeq, a predicted model, not a curated record
AUGAAGUUGCGUCGUUUCCUCCUACGUUACUAUCCACCAGGUAUCGUCCUAGAGUAUCAGAGACGGAAUGGCGAUAUAGAGACUAAAUCUAUUGAUCUUUUGACAUUAAAGCCAGAGUGUGACGUCGAUGCAUUAGUCGAUAGGAUCAUCCUUGAGGAACCUCUGUUAUCCGAUAGCAAAAAGGGUGUUGUUCGUAGGAUGAUAUACAAACUGAUGGAUAAGCUAGAGAAUCAGAAUAAAACCCGCAAGUUCUACCUAUAUAAAAUCUUGAGAGCCCAUAUCCUACCGUUAACUAACUGUGCUUUCAAUAAGUCGGGAUCCAAGUUCAUUACGGGCAGUUAUGAUCGUACCUGCCGAAUUUGGGAUACAAUCACUGGGGAUGAGCUUGUGAGUCUAGAGGGCCAUAGGAAUGUUGUCUAUGCGUUAGCAUUUAAUAAUCCAUUCGGGGACAAGAUACUCACUGGUAGCUUUGAUAAAACUGCGCGGAUAUGGGAUACACAAACUGGUCAGUGUCUACAUGUCCUAGUUGGACAUACUACGGAGAUCGUCUGUGUAGCCUUCUGCCCUCGAGGUGCAGUAGCAGCUACGGGUAGUAUGGACAGGACGGCUAAGCUAUGGUGUGUGGAUACAGGUACUAUCAUGGCAACACUAGAGGGUCAUACGGCAGAGAUAGUGAGUUUAGCAUUCAAUACUGAGGGUACUAGAAUGCUCACAGGUUCCUUCGACAAUACUGCGAGACUAUGGGACGUAUCAACAGGGACGUGUCUGCAUGUCCUCGCUAGUCACAGUGGGGAGAUUGCAGCCGCACAGUUUGACUUUACAGGAGACCUUAUUGUAACUGGAAGCAUUGACAGAACAUGCAAAGUAUGGGACGGUAAUACAGGACAGCUAUUGGACACUCUAAAGGGCCAUCAGGACGAAGUCUUGGAUGUUGUCUUUAAUUCGACCGGCUCGAGAAUUGCUACGGCGUCGGCUGAUGGGACAGCAAAAGUGUAUGAUAUAGAGAGAGGCAGGUGCGUGGCGACUUUGGUAGGACAUGAAAGUGAGAUCUCUAAGGUCCAGUUUAGUCCUACUGGUUGCCAAGUACUUACAGCUGCUAGCGACCAUACCUGCAGGAUUUGGGAUUCUAUUACUGGUCAAUGCUUACAGGUGCUAGAAGGACACACUGACGAGGUCUUCAGCUGUGCUUACAACUACGAAGGUCUUGGUGGGGGUUAUCUUGAACCCAUGUUCGUCUAUUGUAGGUGA